AUGGACAGCCGCUUACAGGAGAUCCGGGAGCGGCAGAAACUACGGCGACAGCUCCUCGCGCAGCAGGUCCGCGGCCCGGGUAGCCAAUGCGGGGAGGGAUCGCGAAUGCGCGUGCGCGGCCGCUUUCUCCUCUCUCCCUGCCUAUCUUCGUCCUUUGCGGCUUCCUAUGAUACCUCUGCUCCAAAUACAAAACGUAAAUAUCUAGAUGAAGGAGAGACAGAUGAAGACAAAAUGGAAGACUAUAAGGAUGAACUGGAAAUGCAACAAGAGGAGGAGAAUUUGCCAUAUGAAGAAGAGAUUUACAAAGAUUCUAGUACUUUUCUUAAGGGGACACAGAGCUUAAAUCCCCAUAAUGAUUACUGUCAGCAUUUUGUAGACACUGGACAUAGACCUCAGAAUUUCAUCAGGGAUGUAGGUUUAGCUGACAGGUUUGAAGAAUAUCCUAAACUAAGAGAGCUCAUCAGGCUGAAAGAUGAGUUAAUAGCUAAAUCUAAUACCCCUCCUAUGUACUUACAAGCAGAUAUAGAAGCUUUUGACAUCAGAGAACUGACACCCAAAUUUGAUGUGAUUCUCCUGGAACCUCCUUUAGAAGAAUAUUACAGAGAAACUGGUAUCACUGCUAAUGAAAAAUGCUGGACUUGGGAUGAUAUUAUGAAAUUAGAAAUCGAUGAGAUUGCAGCACCUCGAUCAUUUAUUUUUCUCUGGUGUGGUUCCGGGGAGGGGCUGGACCUUGGAAGAGUGUGUUUACGCAAGUGGGGUUACAGAAGAUGUGAAGAUAUAUGUUGGAUUAAAACCAAUAAAAACAAUCCUGGGAAGACUAAAACUUUAGAUCCAAAGGCUGUCUUCCAGAGAACAAAGGAGCACUGCCUUAUGGGGAUCAAAGGAACUGUUAAGCGUAGCACAGACGGAGACUUCAUUCAUGCUAAUGUUGACAUUGACUUAAUUAUCACAGAAGAACCUGAAAUUGGCAAUAUAGAAAAACCUGUAGAAAUUUUUCAUAUAAUUGAACAUUUUUGUCUCGGUAGAAGACGGCUUCAUCUUUUUGGAAGAGAUAGUACAAUUCGACCAGGCUGGCUUACAGUUGGACCAACUCUUACAAAUAGCAACUACAAUGCAGAAACAUAUGCGUCCUACUUCAGUGCCCCUAAUUCCUACUUGACUGGAUGUACAGAAGAGAUUGAGAGACUUCGACCAAAAUCACCUCCUCCCAAAUCUAAAGCUGACCGUGGAGGUGGAGCUCCCAGGGGUGGAGGAAGAGGUGGAACUUCUGCUGGCCGUGGCCGAGAAAGAAAUCGAUCUAACUUCCGAGGAGAAAGAGGUGGCUUUAGAGGGGGCCGUGGAGGAGCACACAGGGGUGGCUUUCCGCCUCGAUAAUUUCUGAAGACACUGGUCCUAUUAAUGCUCCUCU
Orycteropus afer afer is the source of this 1408-nucleotide messenger RNA. RefSeq names its product methyltransferase 14, N6-adenosine-methyltransferase subunit (gene METTL14). Gene Ontology annotation, molecular function: mRNA binding. Lineage: Eukaryota; Metazoa; Chordata; Mammalia; Tubulidentata; Orycteropodidae. Gene Ontology annotation, cellular component: RNA N6-methyladenosine methyltransferase complex; nucleus. The record is from RefSeq and is a predicted model, not a curated record.